Messenger RNA from Diuraphis noxia (Russian wheat aphid), 1594 nucleotides. RefSeq lists its product as uncharacterized. The record is from RefSeq and is a predicted model, not a curated record. Gene Ontology annotation, cellular component: chitin-based extracellular matrix. Gene Ontology annotation, molecular function: structural constituent of chitin-based larval cuticle. Lineage: Eukaryota; Metazoa; Arthropoda; Insecta; Hemiptera; Aphididae.
UUCUCACCAUUCGUCCCGAAGCACCGUACCAAACCGUAGCAGCUUGAACCGACCGAGUUCGAUCCGUUCGCCUAGUACAACACCAUCACAGUCACCACCAACUCAUCCAACGUCAUGAUGUCUCCACUGGUUGUUGUAAUUGGGUUCGUAGCCAUGUGCUCGGCCAGUCCUUCACUGUACUUCAGCGGUCCACAAUACUACAGCGGUUACUACGCGGCCCCCGCCRCCGUGGUCAGCCCGAUCAAGAGCCAAUACCACUCGCAAAACGAAUUCGGACAAUACGCCUACGGUUACAACGACGGAUUCUCCAGCAAAUCUGAGACCAAGCACGCCAACGGUCUGACCGAAGGUGCAUACUCGUACGUCGACCCGAACGGCGUUCUCCAACAAUACAAAUAUGUGUCCGACGAGAACGGUUACCGCGUAUCUGGUACCAACUUGCCAGUAGCCCCAGCCGUCCCCGCAGUCCACGCCGUCGCAGCUGUCGAGUCCGCUGCUCCAGCUCAUGACGCUACCCCGGUCGCACCGGCCGUCGCCGAACCGGUCGUUUACCAGUCCGAAAUUCCACAACAAGUGCAAGACACCCCGGAAGUAGCGGCCGCCAAGGCAGCUCACCAGAUCGCUUACGACGAAGCUAAGAAGGCCGCAGAAGCCGCGCCGGCCGAUGACGAAUCAUCCUCCGACGCCGUCGUCCAGGUUUCCGCCGAAGCAUCGGCCACACCCGCCGCACCUGCCGCGCCCGCCGCAGACUACGUCAGCCACUACGCCCCAGCACCCGUUGUAGCCGCCGCACCCGCUCCCGUCGCCUCGUUCAGUUACCACCCAGCCACCGCUUACGCCACUUACCCGUCGUACGCCGCCGUCCCGGCCCAUGCCCCGAUCGCGUCCUACGCUUACGGUCCAGUCGCGUCCUACGCAUAUGCCGCCGCCCCGGCCCCGUCUUACGCUUACACCGCCCCAUUCGCCUCGGGAUCGUACUCACCGGUGCACAGCCAGUACCACUCCCAAGACGAGUUCGGUCAGUACUCGUACGGUUACAACAGUGGUUCGUCGUCAAAGGCCGAAGUCAAGACCCUCGACGGCGUGACCCGCGGAGGUUACUCGUACGUUGACGCCAACGGACAGGUCCAACACUACAACUACGUUUCCGACCCGGUCAACGGUUUCCGCGUCGCCGGCACCAAUCUGCCAGCAGCCAACGCUUUGUAAGCAAACCGACCGGCUGCCAAAGUAUAUUUCCACGAAAACUCUAAACCGCCCCCUCCCCUGACCCCCCGCGAACACCGAUCUACCACAACCCCAUUAACCCCAUCACGCUGCUACGUUGUUUUUAGGUACCGGAUGUCAACUUUAAUGUCGUUUUCGUGUACGAUACGAUACUAUAAUUGUGCAGAGAUGUCACGUAAUUACGUAUCUUCGCGCACCACUUGUGUAUAUAACGUGCGUAAACGAAUAUGAUAUUAUAUACUAUUAAUAAACGCGUGUUUAUGACUCUUUGUCGAGUUUUGUACAGGCUCCCCUCCAAAAUGGUCAACGGUCCCAGGAGGGGGGGCGCGACGUUACCGAGGAUCGUCGGAUCCGUUUGCCGCUCGAC